UUAGAAAAUUUACUGGUAUGGUGACACUUUUACUACUUACUGCCUGCUCUGGACUUUUUUAUGUAUUUCACAAUGUGGCUGAUUAGUUAGCAAACAUGAAAUCAGUUAACUUGUAUGCUUAUAUGGAGUCUCUUAAAAUCCUCUUCUGUCUUCCUAAGUUCAUCUAAACUUUUAAAAACACUGAAUUUUUUAUCUAUUCUGAUAAUGGACAAGAAAUAGUUUGUAGUUUUUGUUUAAUUUUCAUUUUAUGCUUUUCUGAACCUUCACUUUCUCUUAACAUGGAAGACAACACAUCACUUACUCCAAUAUUUGUUUUGUCUGGAAUGAAGCAUUUGACACCAAAAUAUCUUUUUGUGUUUCUGUCUCUCUCUGUUUAUCUCUUAAUCAUUCUUUUGAACCUGAUGUUGAUUGUAACAAUCCUCUUAGAGAAGUCUCUGCAUGAGCCUAUGUAUCUUUUUGUAUGUAAUCUCUGCUUUAAUGGACUCUAUGGAACAACAGGAUUUUAUCCUAAAUUUAUAUAUGAUCUGUUAUCGCCUUCACCUGUGAUAUCAUAUGUUGGGUGUUUUACGCAAUCAUUUGUGAUUUACUCAUCUUUUACAUGUGAGUUCACAAUUUUAGUUACAAUGGCUUAUGAUAGAUAUGUAGCAAUAUGCAGGCCAUUAGAAUAUCACAACAUUUUAAGAACCCAGACAGUGGCAAAGGCUAUUCUGUACUCAUGGGCUUUUCCUUUUUUGUUAUUACUCCCACACCUUGUACUCACUGUCCAACUACCAUUAUGUGGAUCAAGUAUUGACAGACUUUAUUGUGAUAACUGGUCUAUUGUCAAGCAAUCUUGUAUCCCGACUACAACCAUCAAUGCAUUAAGCUUUACGCUUCUGUUAAUAGUUAUGGCUCAUGCUUUUAUUGUCAUGUUUUCAUAUCAAAGAUUAAUUGUUGCUUGUAGAAAUUCUAGUGAUAACAAAAGAAAGUUUAUACACACCUGUGGGCCACAUUUAGUGUCUCUGAUGAACUUCUCUAUUGCUUUGCUUUUUGAUAUAAUUUUCAGUCGCUAUGGGUCAGAAGACUUUCCAGAGCAUCUGCGGAACGCUUUCCAAGUUGAGAUUCUUGUCAUUCCACCUAUUGUUAACCCACUUAUAUAUGGCCUUAAGCUCUCAGAGAUCCGCAAAAGACUUUUUCAAAAGUCUCAAAAACAAAAAAAAACAAGAUUAGCUUUUUGUAGAUCAAAGUGACUGCUGGAUAUUACUGUGGAUAUUACUCUGUUUUUUUACCAACUGUUUUCUUAUGUUUUAA
Messenger RNA from Colossoma macropomum (tambaqui), 1290 nucleotides. RefSeq names its product olfactory receptor 142-like. The coding region runs from base 279 to 1229 and encodes 316 amino acids. Gene Ontology annotation, molecular function: G protein-coupled receptor activity; olfactory receptor activity. NCBI's taxonomy places the organism in Eukaryota, Metazoa, Chordata, Actinopteri, Characiformes, Serrasalmidae. The record is from RefSeq and is a predicted model, not a curated record. Gene Ontology annotation, cellular component: membrane. The transcript has a single exon. Gene Ontology annotation, biological process: G protein-coupled receptor signaling pathway.